Messenger RNA from Jaculus jaculus (lesser Egyptian jerboa), 3023 nucleotides. RefSeq names its product ankyrin repeat domain 29 (gene Ankrd29). Gene Ontology annotation, biological process: RNA processing. The record is from RefSeq and is a predicted model, not a curated record. The transcript is spliced from 10 exons. The coding region runs from base 16 to 921 and encodes 301 amino acids. Gene Ontology annotation, molecular function: RNA nuclease activity; RNA binding; protein binding. Lineage: Eukaryota; Metazoa; Chordata; Mammalia; Rodentia; Dipodidae.
GGAGCGGCCGCGGACAUGUGCAGGAUGUCCUUCAAGAAGGAAACUCCACUGGCCAACGCCGCAUUCUGGGCAGCCAGAAGGGGAAACCUGGCUCUGCUGAAACUGCUGCUGAACAGCGGCCGGGUGGAUGUGGACUGCAGAGACAGCCAUGGCACCACGCUCCUCAUGGUUGCCUCCUAUGCUGGCCACAUAGACUGUGUGAGGGAACUGGUUCUGCAAGGAGCUGACAUCAACCUCCAGAGAGAGUCAGGAACAACUGCCCUGUUCUUUGCUGCCCAACAAGGCCAUGAUGACGUCGUGAGAUUCCUCUUCGGGUUUGGAGCAUCCACUGAAUGUCGGACCAAAGACGGAGGCACUGCCUUGUUGGCUGCUAGUCAGUAUGGGCACAUGCAGGUGGUGGAGACCUUGCUGAAACAUGGGGCCAACAUCCAUGACCAACUUUAUGAUGGAGCCACUGCCCUCUUCCUGGCUGCCCAAGGCGGUUACUUGGAUGUGAUCCGAUUACUGUUGUCUUCAGGAGCAAAAGUCAACCAGCCACGACAGGAUGGAACUGCGCCUCUGUGGAUCGCCUCCCAGAUGGGCCACAGCGAGGUGGUGCGCGUGAUGCUGCUGCGGGGGGCCGAUCGCGACGCCGCGCGCAACGACGGUACCACGGCGUUAUUGAAGGCAGCCAACAAAGGCUACAAUGAUGUUAUAGAGGAGCUACUUAAAUUCUCACCCACUCUUGGUAUUUUGAAGAACGGGACGUCGGCCCUUCAUGCAGCUGUGCUGAGCGGGAAUAUUAAAACAGUUGCCCUACUUCUGGAAGCAGGGGCAGACCCAGCCCUAAGAAACAAGGCCAAUGAACUUCCGGCAGAGCUAACCAAAAACGAACGUAUAUUGCAUCUUCUCCGAAGUAAAGAAGGACCCAGGAAGAGCUAACUUAGUUCCAUCAUAGACAGACAGAUAGAAACUUCAAACACAUUGUUCUCCACUGUGUUGGAAAUUCUUUUAAAAAAGAAUAUGCCCAGAAUGUCACCCUGUGGGUCCCUGAUAAAGAUAGUGCAUUGUGCACCAAAUCAAGAAAGGAAGGACUCCGGUCCCCUUCCUCUCACUUACUGUGCGCUUCUCACACUGCCCUGUAACUUGGCUCUUGGGACCUGGUAAUGUCAGGUGACAGAUUCCACAGAAACAAUGCUAAUGUGGGUCUCUCAGCUAAGCUUGAAGUUAGACAGGGUUUGCAGCUCCAAGCAAAGAGACAGAAAGCUUUGCUCCUUUAAGAGUGAAAGAUAGACCUGCAAUAAAUCAAUUUUUUUGGCUUUGUGUUAAAUGUAGAUAUGCUACAAUAUAUAGAUCCCUCAUUUACAUAUAUGUUUAUCAUUUCAGUGUAGAAUGUUUCUCCUAUCCAAAGAUCAUAGCCAUGAUUAUUGUGAAUCAGUAAUAUGCGAGUAUACAUUAUUAAAAAAAUUACUUCUGACAUUCCACUCUGUGCUAUUCAAAGACGGACUGGUGAAGUAUAGAAAAGAUAAAUUGUGCACUUGUUAGUUAAUACUCUUCUUAUUCCUGUUGUAUAUCGUUUUCACUUAAUCAGCAUUGUAGGGAUGUUAGGAAACUGGUGAUCAAUUGGGAAACCCAGAAAACUACAAACCACAGUCCCUAAACUUUCACGUUUGUCUGUUGUUGGGAAUCCGCUUCCUUGCCACAAUUGCGUGGAUCGGACGUGCUGUGGGAUCUGGCAAGCUCAUGUCUUGAUGUAGGGACUUUGAGCGGAUUGUGUAAAACGUGACAUGCACCGGUACGGUAUGUAGCUAUUACUGCUGCAGGAGUGUAAGUAAUAAGCGGCAACCCUUACUCUUUAAUAAGUGCUCAUCUAUGAUGUUCAAUGCACUUUAUGAUCAAUGGUGUCUAACAGCCUCUGUCAGUGCCUAACUGCAACAUAUACGUAUGCACACCUCUUAUCUACCACGUUAGAUGCUAAUAGUACAUCUGUUGUUUGAACACGUAUUUAGUUUUCUUGCUCAUAGUCAGCUCUGGUUCCCCCAGCCAACAGUCUGUGUGAAGUCAUGUUAAGGCAGAGGGAAAUACUGUAAUUUCCACAUAAGUUGUAUUUAACUAACAAAACUAAAAGCAUUGUUUUGAAGUCAGUACAUGUCAGAGUAGACUCUGUGAAAUUAGAAGGUAGUCUUUUAAAAUUGUUUAUGAUAAAUACAAUAAAACAAGCUUUUUUUUUUUAUAACAGUAUCACUGGCUAAGCAAAUAAUGAGCAACCCACAGCUCUCAAAGACACCAAUCUUGCCUGAUUAGCUAUGCAAAAUCCUCAAUCUAACUUCAAGAUAAAAGAUUAGUGAGCUCUGUAUUGCCAAAACACCAGAUAUAAAUAUUUUGGUAACUAAAAAGGCAGUGCCAAUUUUCUCACCAAACUUCUUCCUUUAACUGAGUAAAACUACAGAGAUUUCCCCUGUGGGAAUUUUGAAAAUCUAUAUUCAUUUUGAAGAAGAAAAGGUGGCCUUAAAUGCUUUCUAUCCUCCUCUUUAUUUUGCCCUAUACCAAAAAUAGUUGCUCACCGCCAAUCCAAAACAAAACUUCUAUGGGCAUUGACAGAAAGGUCCCAAAAGACAAAAAUCACAAACUUAAUGUCUUUCACGAAAACAUGCUGUCAUCAUCCUAUUUCUUACAUGGGCAAUAUUAGGGCCUUAAAAAUGAAUUUAGUAGCAUUUGCAAUACUUUAUGAAGACCUUCCUACUGUAGGUAGCAGGCGUCGAGUUAGACACGUGAUUUAGGUGAGAUUAUAGAGAUCUUUUCCAUGGCAGGGAAAACAACUGGUCACUUACCAAAGACUAAACAAAAGGUCUGUUGUUUUAAAAAUUGCAUUUUAGUUUGCACACAUGUCAAGGACUCUUAUUUCAUAAGCAGUCUGAUUAGCAGUUCACUUGCUGUGCACCCUAAGAUUUCAAACUAGUGUUCCUAUUCACAGUUGCUUAAAUGAGCCACGAAAGUUUUUCAUUGUAUACAUUUGUUUGAUAACACAUUCCAUGCUAUAAUUC